Molecule: messenger RNA, 2166 nt
Organism: Wasmannia auropunctata (little fire ant)
Lineage: Eukaryota; Metazoa; Arthropoda; Insecta; Hymenoptera; Formicidae
Gene: Loxl1
Product: lysyl oxidase homolog 2
Exons: 8
Coding region: 289-1788 (499 amino acids)
Biological process (GO): peptidyl-lysine oxidation
Cellular component (GO): membrane
Molecular function (GO): protein-lysine 6-oxidase activity; copper ion binding
Source: RefSeq, a predicted model, not a curated record
AGACAAGGAGCGAACGCAUUGCGUACGUGUUGCGCGAUCAGUAGCCCACGGAAUCGUGUGCGCACAUGAUUUCGGUAGACGACGCAAGUUUUUUUUUUCCCCGUACUCUUCGUAACGAAUGAGCAACCCGAGAAAAGUGUGAUGAAAUCGUGAGUGCUCCCCUUGUUCUAAAAAUAUCGCGUGUAAUAUCGGAUUUUGAAUCCGUAUCGUACGCAACGUCGAUUAUCGUGCAAAUCGUGAUUAGACUCUGGCAAUUGACAACGUUAAAGCUCUCGAAACGCAAGAAAAAUGGAACUGCAACUGCAACGAGUGGGAAUCGCGUUUAGCUUGAUAGUGCUGUUUUCUGUAUUUGAAUUUUGCACAAGCAACGCCGCUCCCUGGACCGGUAACCAUGACGAGCAGACGCACGUAGUCGGAAAGGACUCCCGAAAGUUGAAAAAGCUGAACGGAGCGUUAAAGCUGGUAGGAGGAAACGGCGAUCAUGAAGGAAACGUGGAAAUACUUCACGAUGGGAAGUGGGGCAGUAUAUGCGACGACGAAUGGGACGACUCCGAGGCCAAUGUGGUUUGCAGGCAAUUAGGCUUUAACGGUGCAAUUAAAGCAACGACAUACGGCCACUUCGGUCAGGCGAGAAGAAGGUACUGGAUGGACAACGUUUACUGCGACGGAUCCGAGAUCGAACUCGCGAAAUGCCGUUUCGACGGCUGGGGCAAUUCCGAUUGCGACACCAACGAAGCCGCCGGCGUCAUUUGCUUGCGCGACGAGGAAACGAGAGCAUCGCCACCAAUUCCGCAAGUGAAGCCGAAAGCCAGAAUAAAGGACACGUACCAGCAAGGCACGGCUCUACAAUUAUUCGGAGGACGUGUAUAUUCCGAGGGCCAGGUGGAAAUUAAAUUGGGCAAUACAGAUUGGGGUGUCAUCUGCGGCGACAGUUGGUCCAUUCUCGAGGCCGCCGUGGUUUGCCGUCAAUUGGGCCUCGGUUACGCCUCUGACGCGGUACAGACUAAUUUCUUCAGCAAUGGGAAAACGAUCCCGAUAUCAAUCAGCGGAGUACAGUGCAAUGGGAACGAGGGAAAUCUGGCAGAGUGCCUGCAUGACAAGGUUACAGAUUGUCCAGGGAUAGCGGAGAAUGUGGCGGGGGUGAUAUGUCGUUGGGACAUGCCCGAUCUCGUGUUGGAUCACAUCGAACUGAUGCGCACGGCACAUUUGGAGGACCGUCCGCUCGCCUGGUUGAAUUGCGCGAUGGAGGAGAAUUGUGUGGCCUCGAAGGCCUACGAGGUGGAACGCAAUUACGGAACAGGGCUGGAAACGAGACGACUGUUGCGCUUCACCGCGAGUGUCUUGAACGCGGGCACCGCGGAUUUCCGUCCGUCUUUGCCUAAACAUGAAUGGGAAUGGCACAUGUGUCAUAUGCAUUAUCACUCGAUGGAAGUAUUCGCCACUUUCGAUGUAAUCGAUUCGAGCGGCAAUAAAGUCGCCGAAGGCCACAAAGCGUCCUUCUGCCUCGAGGACAAUCUAUGUAUGCCCGGUGUCCAACCCAGAUACAAAUGCCUCAAUUACGGAGACCAAGGUAUUUCCGUUAAUUGCACUGACAUUUACAAGUACAAUAUCGACUGCCAGUGGGUGGACAUUUCCGAGCUCGAGCCAGGACAUUAUACGCUCAAGGUUGCAGUGAAUCCCGAAUACAAAGUUGGCGAGAUAUCAUAUGAUAACAACGCGGCGAUCUGCCGUCUGCUUUAUACGGAAACUUUUGCGACUGUCCACAGUUGCAUAGUGGGACGUCCUUGACACGAUUGCGGAGAUUUUUCUGGAGCUAGGGACAAUCUAAGGGAUGAGAGAUUUCAUGUCGGGCGCGUUGGCGUUGGCUGGACAUAACGAAACAAGAGGGCGACACCCCGCGACACAUUGCGACCUUGCGAGUGAAUUUCACAAUUCAGAAACAGAACUUUAAUCGAAACGCAAGGAGUGUCAUAAAAUUGGAAAAAUGGCAAACGUUAGAAUAACUGGAAAAAAAAUCGAAGAAUUAGAUUUAAAAUUGUUACGUUACUUGAAAGACCCAUAUUCAGAUAUGUCCAACGUAUUGUUAUAAUCUCAUACAUAUUUCAAAUAAAAAAAUUAUAAAUUGAAAGAGUAGUUAAUACAUAAAAAAUAAAAGUAAGUUUGAAA